AUGACUGCAUCCGAGACACAAUGGACUGUUGAAUCAGCUAUACCUCAAAAUGUCAAAGAUUUAUUGACACCAGAAGCUGGUGAAACCAAAAUAAAUUACGUUCUUGUAUUUUUACAAAUCGUCAGCUUACUAAAAUCCCAAAGAAGAACAGGUUGGGUUGAUCAUGGUAUACCUGAUUGUGAAUCUAUUUCCGAUCAUAUGUACCGUAUGGGGGUUACUUCAUUAUUAAUUAAAAACAAAGAUGUUGAUACAAACAAGUGUGUCAAGAUUGCUAUUGUUCAUGAUAUUGCUGAAUCAUUAGUUGGUGAUAUCACCCCAUUUGACGGCGUCACUAAAGAGGAAAAACAUCGUCGUGAAUUAGAUACCAUACAUUAUUUAUCUGAUCUAGUUAAGAAGUAUGAUGAAGAAAAUGGUAAAGAAAUUUUGGAAUUAUGGUUAGAUUAUGAAAACAUAAGAACCUUAGAAGCUAGAUAUGUUAAAGAUAUUGACAAAUUUGAAAUGUUAUUACAAGGUUUCGAAUAUGAGAAGAAAUUCCAAGGUACUAAAAGAUUAGAUCAAUUUUGGGGUGCUAGAUCAAGUGUCAAAACUGAUGAAGUUAAAGGAUGGACUGAUGAUUUAUUUGCCAAAAGAGAACAAUUCUGGAAGAAAAUUGAAGCUAGUAAAUCAGAUUGA
Molecule: messenger RNA, 672 nt
Organism: Hansenula anomala
Lineage: Eukaryota; Fungi; Ascomycota; Saccharomycetes; Phaffomycetales; Wickerhamomycetaceae
Product: HD domain-containing protein
Exons: 1
Coding region: 1-672 (223 amino acids)
Cellular component (GO): cytoplasm
Molecular function (GO): 5'-deoxynucleotidase activity
Source: RefSeq, a predicted model, not a curated record